GCCGCGCGCUGUGGCCCGGGAUGGCUCUGCGGCCGCCAGGCGAGGCCGGCCCCCAGGACAAGGUGUGCUACCUGCCCGAGAGGCUCCAGAGCAGCCCCCAGCACCUGGCCGCCUACUACACGCCUUGCCCGCCCUAUGGCCACUACGGGAACACCCUCGCCGCUACGGAGGAGGAUUUCCAGCCUUUCCGGCAGCUGGAGGCCACCGUGUCUGCGGCCCAGGCUAUGACCUCCAUCGCCUUCCGGACGGCGCCUCCCUUGCUGAGCCCCGGCCUGGCCCUACAGAGGGAGCCGCUCUACGAUCUGCCUUGGUACAGCAAGCUGACACCGUGGUACCCAAUGCCCCACCUCCCCAUGGAGGUGCCGCACUUUCUGAACAGCAGCCGCGAGUACACAGGCGCCGCCAGUGAAGACUUGGGCCGCAUCGGUGGCCGCAGGGACAGUAGCCAGUGUUGUGGACCUGAAGUUUUAAUUCCGCUGCCCCCUGUGGAUGCUUCCGUGUUACCUGAGGGGCUGAAGACCUCCCAGGUAUUAGCUUGCUCGCCCAGCAAGCGGUCUGAGAAUGGCCCCAAACUCCUGAACCAAGAGAAGUCUCGGCCUUACCACUUUACCCAGGAGGACCUGUACUUAGUUCUGUAUGGGGUCAUUCCCAGCCUGGAGCACUCAGCGCGCUUGCACCAUGCGAUUUCGGGGCUCCUGGUACCCACAGACAGCUCUGGGUCUGAUACUCUUCCUCAAACUCUGGAUAAAGACUCCCUUCAGCUACCAGAAGGUCUCUGCCUCAGGCAGACCAUGUUUGGUGAAGUCUCACAUUUUGGUGUGUUCUGCAUUAGCCUCAUCGCCAAAGGAGUCAGAUUUGGGCCCUUUCAAGGUAAAGUGGUCAACGCCAGUGAAGUCAAGACCUAUGGAGACAAUUCUCUGAUGUGGGAGAUCUUUGAAGAUGGUCAUUUGAGCCACUUUAUAGACGGGAAAGGAGGCGCAGGGAACUGGAUGUCCUAUGUCAACUGCGCCCGGUUCCCCAAGGAGCAGAACCUCGUUGCAGUGCAAUGCCAAGGGCAGAUCUUCUAUGAGAGCUGCAAGGAGAUCUACCAGAACCAAGAGCUCCUUGUGUGGUACGGAGAUUGCUAUGAGAAGUUUCUGGACAUUCCUGUGAGCCUUCAGGUCACAGAGAAGGGGAAGCAGGCAUCUGGGCCCUCGGAAGAGUCUGCAGAAGGUUACAGAUGUGAAAGAUGUGGAAAAGUAUUUACCUACAAAUAUUACAGAGAUAAGCAUCUCAAGUACACCCCCUGUGUGGACAAGGGUGACAGGAAAUUUCCCUGCUCUCUCUGCAAACGAUCCUUUGAGAAGCGGGACCGCCUCCGGAUCCAUAUCCUUCAUGUUCACGAGAAGCACCGGCCUCAUAAGUGUUCUACAUGUGGGAAAUGUUUCUCUCAGUCUUCCAGCCUAAACAAGCACAUGAGAGUCCACUCCGGAGACAGACCCUACCAGUGUGUAUACUGCACGAAGAAGUUUACUGCCUCCAGCAUACUCCGCACACACAUCAGGCAGCACUCCGGGGAGAAGCCCUUCAAAUGCAAGUUCUGUGGUAAAUCUUUUGCGUCCCAUGCUGCCCACGACAGCCAUGUCCGUCGUUCACACAAGGACGAUGAGGGCUGUUCCUGUAGCGUCUGUGGAAAAACCUUCCCGGAUCAAGAAGCCUUCUACUCCCACAUGAAGUUUCAUGAAGACUACUAACCCU
Messenger RNA from Ceratotherium simum simum (southern white rhinoceros), 1737 nucleotides. Lineage: Eukaryota; Metazoa; Chordata; Mammalia; Perissodactyla; Rhinocerotidae. The record is from RefSeq and is a predicted model, not a curated record.